CCCCCUGGGCGUGGUGGCCUGGCGUUGUGCGCUGAGCUGUCGCCUCUGCAGUCGCCGGGACCAGUGCAGAGGCAGCCAAGCGUCUGGAGAGGGGUGGCGAGAAGAAAGACUGGGCUACCCCGAAAGAUCAGCGAGACCCGGAGGCCAGAGACCGCUCCUUGGAAGACGUGGGACUUGGGGCGCGAAUUUCCUUGCCCUCUCGGGACGCGCGCGGGGUACCCUCUCCAUGGCCGGGGUUCCCAGGCGCGUUCGUUGGGGCGCCCCCGCGAUUUUCUACCUUGUGGGACCCCUGCUGUACGGCCUGCUCUUGCCAGGGACUCUCGCCUUUAAUCUGGACGUGAUGGGCGCCCUGACCAAGGAGGGCGAGCCGGGCAGCCUCUUUGGCUUCUCUGUGGCUCUGCACCGCCAGUUACAGCCGCGACCCCAGAGCUGGCUGCUGGUGGGUGCUCCCCAGGCCCUGGCUCUGCCCGGACAGCAGGCGAAUCGCACUGGAGGGCUCUUUGCCUGCCCCCUCAGCCUGGAGGAGAAUGACUGCUACAGACUGAACAUGGACCCAGGAGUGGACUUACAGAAGGAGAGCAAAGAGAACCAAUGGUUGGGAGUCAGUGUUCGGAGCCAGGGGCCUGGCGGCAAGAUUGUUACCUGUGCACAUCGUUACGAGUCUCGGCAACGCGUUGGCCAUUUCCUAGAGACGCGGGAUAUGAUCGGUCGCUGCUUUGUGUUGAGCCAGAAUCUGUCCAUCCAUGACCUGGACGGUGGGGAGUGGAAGUUCUGUGAAGGGCGACCCCAGGGCCAUGAACAGUUUGGGUUCUGCCAGCAAGGCACUGCCGCUGCCUUCUCCCCUGACAGCCACUAUAUUCUCUUUGGGGCCCCAGGAACCUAUAACUGGAAGGGCACCGCCAGGGUGGAGCUCUGUGCCCAGGGCUUGUCGGACCUGGCACACCUGGAUGACGGGCCCUACGAGGCGGGGGGCGAGAAGGAGCAGGACCCCCGCCUCAUCCCAGUCCCUGCCAACAGCUACUUUGGGUUGCUCUUUGUGACCAGCAUUGAUAGCUCAGACCCUGACCAGCUGGUGUAUAAAAGUUUGGACCCCGCUGACCGGCUCCCAGGACCAGCCGGAGACUUGGCCCUGAAUAGCUACUUAGGUUUCUCCAUCGACUCGGGGAAGGGUCUGGUGCGUCCAGAGGAACUGAGCUUUGUGGCUGGGGCCCCCCGUGCCAACCACAAGGGUGCUGUGGUCAUCCUACGCAAAGAUAGUGCUAGUCGCCUGGUGCCUGAGGUUCUGCUGUCCGGGGAGCGCCUGACCUCUGGCUUUGGCUACUCGCUGGCUGUGGCUGAUCUCAACAAUGAUGGCUGGACAGACCUGCUAGUGGGUGCUCCCUACUUCUUUGAACGCCAGGAAGAGCUGGGUGGUGCCGUGUAUGUAUACCUGAACCAAGGGGGUCACUGGGCUGGGAUUUCUCCUCUUCGUCUCUGCGGCUCCCCCGACUCCAUGUUUGGAAUCAGCUUGGCCAUCUUGGGGGACCUCAACCAAGAUGGCUUCCCAGAUAUUGCUGUGGGGGCUCCCUUUGAUGGAAACGGGAAAGUCUUCAUCUACCAUGGGAGCAGCCUGGGGGUUGUUGUGAAACCCUCACAGGUGCUGGAGGGCGAGGCUGUGGGCAUAAAGACCUUUGGCUACUCCCUGUCAGGAGGCCUUGACAUGGAUGGGAACCAUUAUCCUGACCUGCUGGUGGGCUCCCUGGCUGACACUGCUGUGCUUUUCAGGGCUAGACCCGUACUCCAUGUCUCCCACGAGGUCUUCAUCGCCCCACGGUCCAUUGACCUAGAGCAGCCCAACUGCGUGGGUGGCGUCUCUGUCUGUGUGGACAUAAGGGUCUGUUUCAGCUACAUUGCCACUCCCAGCAGCUACAACCCUAUUGUGGCCUUGGAUUAUGUGAUAGAUGGAGACACAGACCGGAGGGUCCGGGGCCAGGUCCCCCGGGUGAUCUUCCUGAGCCGUAGCCCGGACGACCCCAAACACCAGGCCUCACACACUGUGUGGCUGAAUCAUCAGCAUCACCAAGUCUGUGGAGACACCAUGUUCCAGCUCCAGGACAAUGUCAAAGACAAGCUUCGUGCCAUUGUGGUGACCUUGUCCUACAGCCUCCAGACGCCUCGACACCGGCGACAGGCUCCUGGCCAGGGGCUGCCACCUGUGGCCCCCAUCCUUAAUGCCCACCAGCCCAGCACUCAGCGGGCAGAGAUCCACUUCCUGAAGCAAGGCUGUGGGGAGGACAAGAUCUGCCAAAGCAACUUGCAGCUGGCACAGGCCCGUUAUUGUGCCCGUGUCAGGGACACAGAGUUCCAGCCUCUGCCCAUGGAUUCAGAUGGGACAACAGCCCUAUUUGCACUGAGUGGGCAGCCUGUCAUUGCUCUGGAGUUGACGGUCACCAACCUGCCCUCGGACCCAACCCAGCCCCAGGCUGAUGGGGAUGAUGCCCAUGAAGCCCAGCUCCUGGUUACCCUUCCUGCCUCUCUGCACUAUUCUGGAGUCCGGGCCCUGGAGCCUGCGGAGAAGCCUCCAUGCUCGUCUAAUGAGAAUGCUUCUCAUGUUGAGUGUGAGCUGGGGAACCCCAUGAAGAGGGAUGCCCAGGUCACCUUCUACCUCAUCCUCAGCACCUCAGGGAUCACCAUUGAGACCACAGAGCUGGAGGUGGAAUUGCUGUUGGCCACGAUCAGUGAACAGGAGCUGUACCCUGUGUCUGUCCGUGCCCAUGUCUUCAUUGAGUUGCCACUGUCCAUCACAGGGGUGGCCAUUCCUCAGCAGCUCUUCUUCUCUGGUCAAGUGUGGGGCGAGAGUGCCAUCAAGUCUGAGUGGGAAGUGGGCAGCAAGGUCAAGUACGAGGUCACGGUCUCCAACCAAGGCCAGUCGCUCAAAACCCUGGGCUCUGCUUUCCUUAACAUCAUGUGGCCCCACGAGAUCGCCAACGGGAAGUGGCUGCUGUACCCCAUGCGUGUGGAGCUGGAGGGCGGGCAGGCCCCGGGGCAGAAGGGACUCUGUUCCCCCAGGCCCAACAUCCUCCGCCUGAAUGUAGGCAGCAGGGACCGCAGACGGCGGGAGCUGGAGCAGCCAACACAGCAGCAGCCUCAGGAGCAGCUGGAGCCCAGUACGUCUUGGUGGCCAGUGUCCUCUGCUGAGAAGAAGAAAAACAUCACCCUGGACUGUGCCCGGGGCACGGCCAACUGUGUGGUGUUCAGCUGCCCCCUCUACAGCUUUGACCGGGCAGCUGUGCUGCACGUCUGGGGCCGCCUCUGGAACAGCACUUUCCUGGAGGAGUACUCAGCUGUGAAGUCUGUGGAAGUGAUUGUCCGAGCCAACAUCACAGUCAAGUCGUCCAUCAAAAACUUGCUGCUCAAAGAUGCCUCCACCAUGAUUCCAGUGAUGGUGUACUUGGACCCUGUGGCUAUGGUGGCAGAGGGCGUCCCCUGGUGGGUCAUCCUCCUGUCUGUGCUGGCUGGGCUGCUGGUGCUGGCACUGCUGGUGCUGCUGAUGUGGAAGCUGGGAUUCUUCAAGCGGGCACGCUAUCCGGAGGCCACUGUACCCCAGUACCAUGCGGUGAAGAUUCCUAAGGAAGAUCGACAACAGUUCAAGGAGGAGAAGACGGGGACCAUCCUGAGGAACAACUGGGGAAGCCCCCGGCGGGAGGGCCCCGACGCACACCCCAUCUUGGCUGCUGACGGGCACCCUGAGCUGAGCUCCAAUGGUCAUUCUGUGCCCAGCACCGCCUAGCUUCCUCUGCCCCUGACUUGUCGGCUCUGCCAUGGCUUCCCCUGAGAUGGCUCCUUGGGAGAAAGAGGGCUGAGCGGGUAACUGGUAUCCCCUCAGGAUCUGAUGCCUCGGGGCCAAAGACCUCUCCCCCAUGAGGACUGCUCCCUAAAUCCCACCACAAAGUGCUAUGAGAUGAGAGGGGAUGGGUGGGUGGGUGACAGGGGCAGCUAUGUCCUGAUGCAGAGGUGGGGCGAAGGGACCCUAGUCCUGCCCUUUCCUUGCCAAUGUCUGUGUAAGAGAAUCCCAAGGCUCUGUCUCCUCGAAAGUGCCUUAUUGUGGAGGUCUGGGGAGGUGGCUUGCUGAAUCAGGGCCUCUUUCCUCCCUAGCAUCCCCUCUCCUCUGACCUUAGUUGGCUGCAUCAAUCUAAUGGUUUUUGUCUAUUUAUUAAAAAAUAUUUGAGAGUGAAA
Erinaceus europaeus (western European hedgehog) is the source of this 4215-nucleotide messenger RNA. It is a transcript of the gene ITGA7, whose product is annotated as integrin subunit alpha 7. Gene Ontology annotation, molecular function: integrin binding. Gene Ontology annotation, biological process: cell-matrix adhesion; cell adhesion mediated by integrin; cell-cell adhesion. Gene Ontology annotation, cellular component: integrin complex; external side of plasma membrane. The coding region runs from base 227 to 3769 and encodes 1180 amino acids. The transcript has 26 exons. The record is from RefSeq and is a predicted model, not a curated record. Lineage: Eukaryota; Metazoa; Chordata; Mammalia; Eulipotyphla; Erinaceidae.